UCAAAAUUUGGGUCGUUUUGCAGACCUAAUCCUGAGUGGCUGAGUAUUUACUUUUCCCUCGACGCUUUUUGGAGUUUUGGCGCCCAAAAAGACCAGUAUGUGUCAUUCGUUGCUCAAAGUCAAAGGGCUCGUAGUCGUACGAAGCUGUUGACGCUUCUCAGAACAGCUUGCAACUUUCGCCGGAACCCAUCCAAAAUCUUCUGCCGAUUCUCUUUCUUCUACUCCCCCAAAAGCCUCCGGCGUCAUGGACGAGCUUCAAACCCUCAAAACCCGCGUUUGCAUCAUCGGAAGUGGCCCUGCGGCUCACACUGCUGCCAUCUACGCCGCUCGGGCUGAGCUAAAACCCAUCCUGUUCGAAGGAUGGAUGGCCAACGACAUCGCACCUGGCGGUCAGCUCACCACCACAUCCGACGUCGAGAACUUCCCUGGGUUCCCUGAAGGGAUUCUUGGGAUGGAACUGAUGGAUCGUUGUCGAAAUCAGUCGGUCCGAUUUGGCACUGAAAUCUUCACCGAAACCGUUAACAAAGUCGAUUUCUCGACUAAUCCUUUUAAGAUUUUCACUGAUUCGAAGGCCAUUUUGGCGGAUUCCGUUAUCGUUGCCACCGGUGCCGUCGCUAAGCGAUUGAAAUUUCCUGGUUCCGGAGAUGGAGAAGGAGGAUUCUGGAAUCGUGGUAUAUCGGCUUGUGCGGUUUGCGAUGGCGCUGCGCCCAUUUUCAGGAACAAGCCGUUGGUGGUCAUCGGAGGUGGCGAUUCUGCUAUGGAGGAGGCAAAUUUCUUGACUAAGUAUGGUUCUAAGGUUCAUAUUAUUCAUAGGAGGGAUACUUUUAGGGCUUCGAAGAUUAUGCAGAACCGGGCUUUGAGUAACCCCAAGAUUGAGGUCUUGUGGAAUUCAAUGGUUGUUGAAGCCUAUGGAGAUGGGGAUAGAGGGAUUUUGGGAGGAUUGAAGGUCAAGAAUAUGGUGACAGGGGAUGUUUCGGAUUUGAAAGUGUCGGGCUUGUUCUUUGCUAUUGGGCAUGAGCCUGCAACGAAGUUCCUGGAUGGGCAGCUGGAGCUUGAUUCAGAUGGGUACAUUGUGACGAAACCAGGAACAACUCAGACGAGCGUACGAGGAGUUUUUGCUGCUGGCGAUGUUCAGGACAAGAAGUACCGCCAAGCCAUUACUGCUGCUGGUACAGGCUGUAUGGCAGCGUUGGAAGCAGAACAUUACCUGCAAGAGAUUGGAUCUCAAGAGGGUAAGAGCGAUUGACUAUUUCUAAGCAUUGUGGAGGAACCAAAGUGUUCACCACGGCGGAUGAAGUCCUGCCUAUAGAACGAAGAAAAUGGUAUGAUUUUGUUAUGCAAAAAACUCAUCUGUAUCUAUUGCUGCAAGGCGGAAACAGUAUGGUAUUUAUUUUUCCCAUUGGUAUCAUCUUUAAUGUCAUUGUUGUGUUACAGGCCAAUUUAUGUUUUAUUUUGCUACAUCAGUUUAUGUUUAUAUUGAUUAAAGUGGUUAUCUGCUUUGCUUUCCUGUCUCC
Molecule: messenger RNA, 1514 nt
Organism: Nelumbo nucifera (sacred lotus)
Lineage: Eukaryota; Viridiplantae; Streptophyta; Magnoliopsida; Proteales; Nelumbonaceae
Product: thioredoxin reductase 1, mitochondrial
Biological process (GO): removal of superoxide radicals
Cellular component (GO): cytoplasm
Molecular function (GO): thioredoxin-disulfide reductase (NADPH) activity
Source: RefSeq, a predicted model, not a curated record